UUAACAAUGAAAUGCCCUUCUGGCUGCUGAAGUUAAAGAAGUUACUUAUUACAGUGGACGACCGUAGCUGACUGAUUUGUCCAUCCAGAUGUUAUUGAUUAGACACACAAAGUCUGUCGUGACCCAUUUGUGACCGGACAUUAAGUUACAACGUCUUUUUUUUUUUUUUUCCUCUUGUGCUCAGAGGUGUGUGAAGUCAGCCGUCUGUCUGGCACACAUGUGUGUUGAUGUGCUUCCAGCUGUUUGCGGGGAACGAUGGUGUCUAGACCUUUGGUCAGGCAGGACUGAAGGAUCCUCCCUUCCAGCCUGUGAGAUCAUCACACUUUUAAUUAGACCGGAUCUGUCAAUUAACAGGAAGCCAGCCGGUCUCCCUCUCAGUCUUUAAAAGCAGUGGGCUCAAACAGUCAGCAGGACUCUGACAGAGGCUCCAACAGUUUCAGAUUUCCAGAAGGAUGUCUUCCACUGUACUGUCUGCUGUUAUUUUGCUGGUGUCUGCCUUCACAUUAAGUGCUGCUCAGAGCUGCAGAGGACGAUGUGGUCUCGAUUACUCCAGGGGCUCCAUGUGCCAGUGUGAUUAUAGCUGCCUGACUUAUGAUGAGUGCUGCAAAGACUACGAAUCUCAGUGCACCACAACAAACUCAUGUAAAGGUCGGUGUGGAGAGCGAUUCAGAAGAGGUCGGCGGUGCAGCUGCGACUCUGACUGCUUAAAGUUCAAUCAGUGUUGUUCAGAUUUCAAGAGCCACUGUGACGCAGAGGAGACUCAGACUCUGAAUGAUGAUCUGGCUUCUACCUUCAGCGAGGGAAACAGUGCAGAUGACCAUUUAAUUCCUCUGGUCAGUCCAACAUCAUAUCCACAAGAUGACGUCACUGAUGACAUUUACGGCCCGAUUGUUCCCAGUGAUGAGUUUGGAGUGGAGGACCUGGAGGCGAGUCCAAUGCCAGAGAACACCAGCGGUUAUGGAUUAUCUACAGCUGACCAACUGGAUCAGAUUUCUGUUGAACCCACACAGGAGCCUGACCCUCUGGAGUUCAGCACAGAGGUGUUCACAGUCGCCUCUCAGACAGAGGCGACACCCUCAGAUGAUGAACCAACGCAGGCCGAUGACAGCGCCGUCACUCUUUAUCCCAUCACUGACGAAGCGCCCACUGAGAGCUCAGAUGACCGCGAUCCAACCAGCUCAGGAACAACUCUCCCUCAGCCCACAGCAGAGGCCCAAACAGAGUAUCCUCCUACAGCCCAGGCCCCAGAGCUGGAGGCAGUAGGAGAGGGAGAAGUGCAGCCGGAGGGUGACGUCUUUCCCGAAGCCGAGGCAACAGAUCUGCCUGUCGCCUCCUCUGAUGUGCCAGAGGUUACAACCACGGCCCCGUCAGUGUCCACAGGAUCGACACAGGCCUCCUCCAUGAUCCUGGAAAACUCCCAGGUCACCACCAUCACUGCCUCAUCAACGCAGGAGCCAUCGACUAUCCCAGAGGCGACCACCUCAAACCCAGAUGACAGCGACAUCAACACAGAGGAUGUCACAGCAGGCCCUCAACUCCAGGACAUCCAAGAUCCUUCCAUCAGUGUUUCUCCUGCAGAGCCCGAUGCCCUGACGACCAACGUCCCUUCAUCCACAGACGCAGUGCAGGACGACACAGCGGGUGGCGUUACUGCCGAUCCACUAAAUGUCACCCCCGCAUUGUCUGAUGCCACCUCAAAGCCCCAGGACAAACCGGAGCCCAGCAAGCCAUCACCAGCUAAACCAGGCAGCUCCAAACCUGAGACAAAGCCUGUGGGAUCUCUCACUAUAGACGAUUCUAGAGAUUACCAAGCAGAUGACAGCAACGACACAAAUCUGUGCAGCGGGCGGCCCGUCAGCGGAGCCACUACGCUGAAGAACGGAACGAUUGUUGUUUUCAGAGGGCACUACUUCUGGUUUCUGGACAGAAACAGGGUUCCUGGUCCGGCCCGAGGCAUCACACAAGUGUGGGGCGUCCCGUCCCCCAUUGACACAGUGUUCACCCGCUGCAACUGCCAGGGCAAAACAUACAUUUUCAAGGGACCUCAAUACUGGAGAUUUGAAAAUGAUGUUUUGGACAGCGGCUAUCCAAAAGUCAUUGAAACAGGCUUUGAUGGGCUUCGUGGUCACAUCACAGCUGCUCUGUCUGUGCCUCAGUACCAGAGGAGGAAAGAGUCGGUGUACUUCUUCAAGAGAGGUGGAUUGGUCCAAAAAUAUUCAUACCAGUAUGGCACCGCUUCAACAUGUGGCAGGAAACCCCAGUACUCCAUUUACACAGUCCGCAACCGAGUGGUUCGUCAAGCAGUGUCUUUUCUGGCACCUGCUGUCAACAUCCGGACGUCUUGGAAAGGUUUCCCCUCAACCAUCACAGCUGCUGUGUCCGUCCCAAGCAACAGGGAGCCAGAGGGAUACAAAUACUACGUCUUCUCAAGAUCCAAAUCCUACAACGUGAGGAUGGACGGUGAUCGUCCCGUCAUCGCUGCUCCUGCUGCCAACACGUCACCGCAGAGCAACAACAUCAUCAAGUGCCCAAAGAAAGUCUGAUUCGAGAAGUGUUUUUAACAUAGUUUUAAAGUU
This is a messenger RNA of Acanthopagrus latus (yellowfin seabream), 2576 nucleotides long. RefSeq names its product proteoglycan 4b (gene prg4b). The coding region runs from base 453 to 2543 and encodes 696 amino acids. The record is from RefSeq and is a predicted model, not a curated record. The transcript is spliced from 14 exons. NCBI's taxonomy places the organism in Eukaryota, Metazoa, Chordata, Actinopteri, Spariformes, Sparidae. Gene Ontology annotation, biological process: immune response. Gene Ontology annotation, molecular function: scavenger receptor activity; polysaccharide binding.